Molecule: messenger RNA, 1452 nt
Organism: Ipomoea nil (Japanese morning glory)
Lineage: Eukaryota; Viridiplantae; Streptophyta; Magnoliopsida; Solanales; Convolvulaceae
Exons: 5
Coding region: 382-1110 (242 amino acids)
Biological process (GO): protein ubiquitination
Cellular component (GO): cytosol
Molecular function (GO): ubiquitin protein ligase activity
Source: RefSeq, a predicted model, not a curated record
AAAGCUGAGUAGUGAGCGUAACAGCAUAAACCCGAAGAAGCGUGCAGUCCAAGCGAAAGAGUCGCCUGAACCCCCACCCACUCCACCGGCCCGCCCACACUUUGCCGGCCAACGCAGAUUACCCCCUAAACCUAAAUAUCCCUUCUUUCUCUCAUUAAUACUAACCUCCACGCCCCAUCCCUCCCUCCAAUAUACGCCCGCACGUAUGUACUAUGCCCAUUUCUAUGGCUCUACGCUUAGGACUCACAGGUUGCUUGUAUAGGAAAAAGAUCAAAAUUUGAGGAUUCCUUUUUGGCCUAGGGUUUAAUUUAUUGUCCGGGAACUUGCUACUUUUAAGCGUGAGUGAGUUUGAAGGUGGUGUGGUUGAGUGAAUGGGCGGCGAUGAGGAAGUCUUUUAAAGAUUCACUCAAAGCGCUGGAAGCUGAUAUUCAGCAUGCCAAUACUUUGGCUUCUGAUUAUCCAAGGGCAUAUGGAGGUGCUUGCCUUCAAAUGAGGCUGUCAUACAGCCCCUGUGCACAUAUCUUUCUGUUUCUUGUUCAGUGGGCAGAUUACAACCUUGCUGGUGCUCUGGGAUUGCUCAGGAUCCUUAUAUACAAGGCUUAUGAGAAUGGUAAGACAAGUAUGUAUGUUCAUGAAAGAAAAGCCAGCAUAAGAGAGUUUUAUGGGGUGAUAUUCCCUUCUCUCUUGCAACUUCAGAGGGGAAUUACUGAUGUGGAAGAGCGGAAACAAAGAGAGACAUGUGAGAGUAAAUACAGCAAGAGAGAUGAGACGAACAAGGGAAAGUUUUCCGAAAUCGAAUUGGAGAGGGAGGAGGAAUGUGGGAUUUGCUUGGAGUUGGAGUCCAAGGUUGUUUUGCCUGACUGCAGCCAUGCUUUAUGCAUGAAGUGUUAUAGAGACUGGCGUACUCGAUCGCAGUCAUGCCCUUUCUGUCGAGAUAGUCUGAAAAGAGUGAAUUCUGGGGACCUUUGGAUCUACACCAACACUAGCGAAGUCAUAGAUUUGGGCGCCAUAGCAACGGAGAACUUGAAGAGACUUCUGUUAUUCAUUGAAAAGUUGCCUCUCCUGCUCCCAAAUUCAACACUUGUGUCCUACUAUCCCCAUUAUCGGUGAAUGCCUACGAUGAUUCUUUUUAGUUUUUUUUUUUUUUCAUUAAUUUUGUUCUUCCCCUUGAUUCUUCAUUUCAUCAAAGUUGUUAGCUGAUGGAUGUGUUGGGUGGUUGGCGGUAAAGAUUCAGAAAUGAGCAGAAGGUGUGAGCAUUGUACGGACUACGGAGUAUUUCUUUAUCUGUUUUAGUUAUAGUUAUUAGAUAUAGGAAGGAGGGAGUAAGGUAGAAACAGUCCAAACAGAUUUCUACGGACUAUUUUUUGAUACUCCGUAUGACAUUUGAAGAUGCCAUUCGCAGGUUGAGGAUAAGAGCAUCUCUAUUUGUAGUAAGAGCAACUUCAUUAGUAG